This is a messenger RNA of Pseudoliparis swirei, 2955 nucleotides long. Its product is annotated as epidermal growth factor receptor kinase substrate 8-like protein 1. Gene Ontology annotation, biological process: positive regulation of ruffle assembly; Rho protein signal transduction; regulation of Rho protein signal transduction. Gene Ontology annotation, molecular function: actin binding. The coding region runs from base 787 to 2766 and encodes 659 amino acids. The record is from RefSeq and is a predicted model, not a curated record. The transcript is spliced from 18 exons. NCBI's taxonomy places the organism in Eukaryota, Metazoa, Chordata, Actinopteri, Perciformes, Liparidae. Gene Ontology annotation, cellular component: ruffle membrane; plasma membrane; vesicle.
UUAAUUUUCGACCACCGCUCUCUCACGAUUUAACUCAUGUGUCGACGUACAGAGACAAUGAAUCAGCAACUACAGCGAAAGCUCCCGUGGAAAGUCAAUAUUUAUUGGUCGAUUAAUGGAAUUUCAAAAACUGUCAUGCAACACAUUUCUAUUAUUUUUGCAAAAUUAGUUAUAUGUGGCUUUUUCUGUAUCCUAUCAGCGUCAGACAAUAUAUUAGAAAUGUGUUACCCCUUUGGAAUAGUGUGCAUGAAUUGACACGCUAAUUAAGUGUUCUAAUACUCUGUAAUUACAUAAGUAUGACACCAACCGCACCCGUUAUUCUCUUGCCGUAAGCAAAAAUAAGAUAGAAACGAGUUUUGUUCAAGUAUUACUUUUUUUAUGAAACCUAUCUUUCGGAAAUGUAAGUGAAACUGGAAGUUUUGUGUCUUGAUACCAUGAUUCAUGAGCGCUGAGGAGCAGAGAGACUGAAGGUGUGAGAUCCAUGUGGUCAGACUGGUUGGGCGGCUCGAGUAAUCCCAGUUUACGAAGCGGAGGCCGGCCGAGACUCAACGAGGCCGAGGGAAACAUCUGAAGAUGUUGCUUCCACAGGGGCUGGACACGACUUGUCGGUUUUGAGGAAGACAAUCCAAGAUUACAUCGCAGCCUGAACGCAAUGCCACCCGAACACGUCAAACUGUGACACCACCCUUUGUGACUCCACCUUCAAUGUGUUUCUUCUGAUCGCCUCUCUCCCGCUGAAGCUUCCAUAUCUCAAAGCUCUCCAUUUUCUUCACAUCAGACAAAAGGAUGACAAACACCACACGCCAUCUCGUCAUCCACCUGCUGACGUACUCGCUCCAGGACGGGGAUGUGCAGAAUGUGGAGGAAGCCCAGAUGCGUCUCUCCGUCCUGGCUCAGAACAAAAAGCUGUGGAGUCAACAGAUGUACCUGGAUAUCGGAGCGAAGGCCAUUCAUCUCCGAGACAUACAGAGCCAGGACGAGCUGGAGAACUACACGUACAAAUCCAUCCUGCGCUGCAACGCCAUCAACACCGAAAAACACUUCCCAUCCCUCCUUCUGCUGGUGUGCCAGAGUGAAGAGCAGCCCAUGCCCGACAUUCACUUCUUUAACUGCGAGUCAGUGAAGGCCGAGCGGAUCUGUGACGACAUCGCCAACGCAGUUUCGGGUUCUUCCACCGGCAGGAUUAAGAAGCUCACCGAUGACCUCAGGCUUCCUCGGAGCGGGGGAGAGAUGGCGGACCCCUAUGGAGUCCCGAGCCCCCCCAUCCCUCACGCUCCAAAUCCACCACCGUCCAACCCCCCACCUUACCCUGGACACACAGCGACCAGCGGGCCUGAUAUCUCCUUCCUGCGAGCAGAGAGAGAAGUGGGGAUCCUCAACCACUGCUUCGAUGACAUCGAGAGCUUCAUGGGGAAGCUGCAGCAGACGGCGGAGGCCGCCACGGUGCUGAACCAGAGGAAGAAGAAAAAGAAGAGGAGUAAAAAGAUAAGUGCCGAAGAAGACAUGCUCACUGCAAAAGCCCGCCCUCCGCCAGAGGAGGAGUUCAUCGAUAUCUUCCAGAAGUUCAAAUAUUGCUUCAGCCUGUUGGCCCGUCUGAAGUCAACCAUCUCCAGUCCUUCAUCAGAGGAGCUCGUUCACCACGUCUUCAAACCUCUGAAUAUGAUGGUGAAAACCACCGGGGGGCCGGCCCUCGGAGCCUCCGUGGUCAGCCCCGCCCUCACCGGCUCGGCCGUCUACCUGCUCCAGGACCACCUGAGCGAGGACGAGAGGCAGCUGUGGACGUCUCUGGGUCCCAACUGGACGCUGCCGUGCUCCGAGCUCCCCGGCCCGGUCCCUCUCUACUCUCCGGUGUUUCUGGAUGGCUGGCAGCCGGCGGCCUCCAGGGCGGACGGGCCGGUUUGGGAGGAUCCGGUCGAGUCGCAGCACAAACACGACGCCCUGCAGCAGCAGAAGGCGGUCGGUCCUCCAGACGCUCCAGUCGGCGAUGAAACAGACGACGGCGCGCUGCCGCCAGAAUCUGAGAGAAUCUACAGCUGCACGUAUGACUUCAUCGCCAGGAACAGCAGCGAGCUCUCCGUGCAGCAAGGGGAGACACUCGAGGUGAUCGAGUCGUCCAAGCGCUGGUGGAAGUGUCGGAAUCGGUUCGACCAGAUCGGAUUUGUUCCCUUCAAUAUCCUGGAUCCCUUGGCCCACGUCGACAGCCCCGUCACCAACAGACCCCCCAAUACUCCAGCUCCACCUCCGCUCGCCAAGACUUUCUCUGCAGGCCCGUCCAGCUCGCCGGCUCCGUCCCCGGCGCCGGCCCACGCCCCCCAGCGCCCCCACAGCGGGCCGGCAUACGGCCAACACAUACCGGCUGCAGAGGACCAAGACAAUAAAGUGAUGCUGAUGAAUGACGAGCUGCUGCAGCGGCUGACCAACGGGAAGACCCCUCUGAACAGAGCGCUGGUCAUCCCGCGCUCCUCGGAGACCUCGCUGCCUCUGGACUUCCACUCUCCUCCGGACGAGGUGGCCGAGUGGCUCCAGGGGAAGGGCUUCAGUGAACCGACGGUGGCGUGUCUGGGAGUGCUGACAGGCGCCCAGCUCUUCUCCCUCAACAAAGAGGAGCUCCGCGCUGUGAUUCCAGACGAGGGCGCCAGGGUGUACAGCCAGCUCGCCGUCCAGAGAUCCCUGCUGGAGGACGCCAGAAGGGCCACAGAGUUGGAGGCGGUCAUGGAGAAGCAGAAGAUGAAGGUGGAUCUGAAGCUGGAGAGCAGCACGUUGUGAGCAGUCUUCAUCACCCAGAGUUUCAGAUGAAGGACUGUGUGUUAUUGUGGUCAUGCCGUCACGUUCCACUUCUGAAUUAUUAAUGCCAUUCACUAGAGACCAUCAUGGAUUCCUCCUACAACUCAAGCAUUUGUAACUUUCAUUGGACGCAGGCGUUGUGCAAAUUAAAAUUAAAUAUUUUCAAAGUUA